AUAUUGAUACAGCAGUCAUAUGGCACUAUAAAAUAAAAUAUUUUAACCUAAUAGUACACUACAAAAUACACCUCCAUUUUAGGUGGAGUGAAAUGAAAGAUGGCAGGAAAACAACAGACCAACUAUGCCAAGCAGUUGAAAUGGAGGAAGCUUUUGAGAAAGCCAAGCACAGAAUAGAGGAGUGCGAGGUAACUUAUAGAUAUAGCUUCCUGAAAUUAGCAAAAUAUGUUUGGAUGCAUGAAAUCCUAAUCAUCAGUUACCACUUUUAUAAGUUACCAGUUACCACUUUUAUUUUACAAAUAAGUACGAGUAUAUAAGUAGAGAAGCCUAACACAAUGUUCAAUAAUAAUCUGUAUAGCAAUGAUAUCAUGUUCACUUCUUAUUUGUAGAUAAUAAAAGACAGAUGUUGGAGGUAGGUCCAUGGGCAGGCCUGGAGGGAUGCCCCUUGGCAAAAACUCUGAAAAAAUCUGCAUGAUUUUUUAAAUAACACUUGUGAUGACAGUGGCAGAGUUUCAUUUGUAAAUGUCUAAUUUUGUAAAAUUGCAUUUGUAGAAAUCUUUGAAAAUCUCUGAUUUUUUCAUUAACAAUUGUAUAACACUGGAUUAAUACAACUCCUACAGUAAAAUAGUAUCAUUUUUGAAUGACUAGCCUAAUUUGUUAAAUUGUACAUUUUUCACAAUAACAAUAAUGUAUAAUACAAGUCACACAGUAACAUAGUUUCAUAUUGAACAUGUUGAAUGAAUAAUAUGUUAAAUUGUAGAGUCUUUGAAUAUCUCUGCAUGAUUUUUUACAAUAACAAUUGUAUAAUACAACUUUCACAGCAUGUGCAUAACAAUAACAUAGUUUCAUUUUUGAAUGAUUUAUAUGUUAAAUUGGAAAAAGUCUUUGAAUAUCUCUGCAUAAUUUUUUGCAAUAACAAUUGCAUAAUACAACUUU
Molecule: messenger RNA, 936 nt
Organism: Owenia fusiformis
Lineage: Eukaryota; Metazoa; Annelida; Polychaeta; Sabellida; Oweniidae
Source: the annotation of a GenBank genome assembly